AUGGAUGAUCCGAAUGCGAUUGAUGAGAGACGAAGCACUGACAAGAAGGCUUCUGAACGGCGGCAGGUCAAUGAAGGGAACAAAAGCGCCAAUAUAUUGACACGCCCAAUGGCGACUAUACAAGAUGACGACGAACGACUGCUUGCGCGCAUUGGAUAUCGGCAGGAGCUUCGGCGAGAGUUCACGAAGUGGUCAACAGUCUCCUAUGCCAUCUCGAUCCUCGGAGUGCUUGGAUCGCAACCAGCAACAUAUGGUAUACCGAUAAGCCUAGGGGGUCCGGCUACGGCAGUAUGGGCAUGGUUCGUCGGCAGCAUCAUGGCGUAUGUCAUAGCGAGCUGCGUGGCAGAGCUGGUCUCUGCAUACCCUACCGCUGGCGGAAUGUACUUUGUCACGAAGCAUGUUGUGCCCAAGGAGCAUGUUGCCAUCUGGGCCUGGGUGAUUGGGUGGUGUAACUUCCUUGGCCAAGCUACUGGGGUUGCCUCGCUCGCGUACACGAUCGGCCAGAUGAUUCUGGCUGGCGCGAGCAUGAACUCGCGAUAUGCGGAUGGAAGUUAUGCUUAUGCUCCGAAGCCUUACCAAACGGUGUUGGUCGCACUGCUUACCCUGGUGAUAUUUGGGACCGUAUGCUCCCUCACAACACGAGCACUGCACCGCAUCAUUCUCGUCUUUGCGCCGAUCAACGUGCUGGCUACCAUCAGCAUCUGCAUCGCUCUUCUCGUGUUGACACCGGACAAGCGAAGUGCCACAUUCGUCUUCACAGAGAUCACAGAUGGCUCAGGUUGGGACAGCAAAGGCUUCUCAUUCUUGCUGGGCUUUCUGAACGUCGCUUGGGUCAUGACAGACUAUGACGGCACAACGCACAUGUCGGAAGAGACGCACGACGCCGCCAUUCGUGGCCCACUUGCCAUCCGGCUUGCGGUCUUCGUAUCUGGCGUGCUUGGAUUCUUGCUGAACAUUACCUUCGGCUUCUGCUUGACGGAGAACUACGUCGAGGACAUUAUUGGCUCACCCACCGGUCUGCCAAUCGCGCAGAUAUUCUUAAAUGCUGGCGGUCGAAGCGGCGGCACGGCGAUGCUCUUCUUCGUCAUCCUCGUGCAGUUCUUCACCGGUGCUUCCGCGCUGCUGGCCAACGCACGCAUGACUUACGCUUUUGCGCGAGACGAAGCUCUACCUUUCUCGAACGUCUGGAGCAAGAUUAACGCGGUGACCGGAACACCAGUGAACGCCGUCUGGCUCGUCACCACCUUCUGUGGGUGCCUGAACCUCAUUGGCUUGGGCUCGACCGAAACCAUCUACGCCAUCUUCAACCUCUGCGCUCCCUGUCUAGACCUCAGCUACAUCGCCGUCCUCUUCGCUCAUCUGGUCUACUCAGGCAGAGUCCACUUCAUCGAAGGUCCAUUUACGCUCGGCAGACUCAGCAAACCUCUCAACAUCCUCGCGAUCAGCUGGGUUCUCUUCAUCAGCGUGGUGUUGUUCUUCCCGACGACCAGACCGAUCACAGCGACGAACAUGAACUAUGCCAUUGUCGUGGCGGCUUUUGUUGGGCUGUUCUCGUUGAGUUGGUGGUGGGCGGGAGCGAGGAAGAAGUAUACUGGGCCGAGGACGCAGGAUAUCAUGCAGUUGGUUGUGCCGGAUGAUCCUGGAGAGCCGCCUGCGUUUGAUGAUGUAUGA
Messenger RNA from Saxophila tyrrhenica, 1671 nucleotides. Its product is annotated as polyamine transporter tpo5. Gene Ontology annotation, molecular function: transmembrane transporter activity. Bases 1 to 1671 code for a protein of 556 amino acids. Gene Ontology annotation, biological process: amino acid transport; transmembrane transport. NCBI's taxonomy places the organism in Eukaryota, Fungi, Ascomycota, Dothideomycetes, Mycosphaerellales, Extremaceae. Gene Ontology annotation, cellular component: membrane. The record is from RefSeq and is a predicted model, not a curated record. The transcript is spliced from 3 exons.